This is a messenger RNA of Chara braunii, 1142 nucleotides long. The record is from the annotation of a GenBank genome assembly. NCBI's taxonomy places the organism in Eukaryota, Viridiplantae, Streptophyta, Charophyceae, Charales, Characeae.
GCAUUCCACCCCAACUUCCUCCGCCUCACCAACCCCCCCGGACACAACCAUCGACAUUCCCUAUCUCCCAUAUCCGACCUCCCAAGGAUCCGUCACCCCGCAUCAAUUCCUCGACAUGGCCCGCAUGAACCCCGACUCCGCCUACUAUUGCCUUGUCCUUGACCCCGAAAGUCCCGAGAACUUACUUCCAACGGACAAACCCGAUCAAGCCCCCCCCUUUGACCCCGCCUCCACCUCUAUCCUCGACGAGUUCAAGGACGUCUUCCGUGAGUCCCUGCCUGCCGGAUUACCUCCGGAUCGUGGCGUAUCCCGUACCAUCGAUUUGGAGCCCAGACAUUCUCCACCUUGUUGCCCUUCAUACCAACUCUCGGUCCCCGAAGCCGAAGAAAUGAAGCGGCAACUCAAUGAGCUCCUUGAAAAAGGGUUCAUUAAGCCGAGUUCAUCUCCCUUCGGUACUAGCUGCCUUUUUGUGAAGAAAGGUGGAACUUCGGAACUCCGCAUGUGCACAGACUACCACGCCUUGAACCGGAUCACGAUCAAGAACAAGUACCCCUUACCUCGGAUCUCCGAGUUCCUUGAUCGACUUCGUGGAGCCAAAUAUUUCACCAAGAUUGACCUUCGCAGUGGCUUCCACCRGAUCCGUAUCCGCGAGGAGGACACCCAUAAGACCGCAUUCCGCUUUCGGUUCGGGCACUAUGAGUUCCUCGUAAUGCCUUUCGGUCUCACCAAUGCCCCCGCCACAUUCCAGUCCACUAUGAAUCACAUCUUCCGUAACCUCCUCGAAGUCUGUGUUGUCGUGUACCUUGAUGACAUCCUCAUCUUUAGCCCCACCUUCGAGUCCCACCUCCAGCGUAUUCGCCAAGUCCUCUCGAUCCUCCGAGAGCAGAAAUUUCACCCCAAGCUCAGCAAAUGCACGUUUGCCGCUUUGCGCGUCGAAUACCUCGGCCACAUUGUCUCCGCUGAAGGUGUAGACGAUGUCACGGAGACAGAGACGGAGACGGAGACGGAGACGGAGACGGAGACGGAGACGGAGACGGAGACGGAGACGGAGACGGAGACGGAGACGGAGACGGAGAUGGAUAACCGAGCGUUGUGGCUGAACGGCAAACAAUUGUAGCUGUUGAUAAACAGGUCAUGAGUUC